AUGGAAUAUACACAGGUGGAAGCCGAUUUUAUAGACAUGAUUCAGAUUGUGCUAAAAAUUAUCUACUCCACUUAGUAAAAAUGUAGAUUUAGUAGAAAUGAAUAUGACUUUUUGUAUUAUAUAAAUUUACGAUCCAAGGUUUAACAAAUUCUUGAAGCUAUUCUUAAGAACAUUAAAACUAGUCUUAAAAUGUCACAAAAUCAAAUUUUAGAUUCUGAUUCAAUUCUUGGCUCCACUAAUUCUUAUGAUAAAUGUUUUUAUCUAUUGGUUCAAGAAUUUGCAUUAAAGCUUCUUGAAAAAACUGUAAAAGACCUAAAUGAAUCUGCAUUUCAAAAUCAUUCUUACAAAAUAAUGGAUAUUUUAUCUUUACAACAUAAAUAGAAGGGAGAUUUCGUCAUAAUGCUUGAAAUUAAUUAGAGAAAAGUUGAAGAAUUAACAAAAGAAAGCACAUUUUAACACUUAUUAAAGGAAUAAUAAUUGAGAAUAAGAGGCAAGAGUUUAGACUUGGAGGAGAACUUUGAGUUAUCGAGCUUGGACAUAUAUUAUUAAAUAUGA
Messenger RNA from Paramecium tetraurelia, 555 nucleotides. RefSeq lists its product as uncharacterized. Lineage: Eukaryota; Ciliophora; Oligohymenophorea; Peniculida; Parameciidae. The transcript is spliced from 3 exons. The record is from RefSeq and is a predicted model, not a curated record.